This is a messenger RNA of Hymenoscyphus albidus, 4221 nucleotides long. The record is from the annotation of a GenBank genome assembly. Lineage: Eukaryota; Fungi; Ascomycota; Leotiomycetes; Helotiales; Helotiaceae.
UGGGGAUUGGAUGGGAUUGCCCCUCGGCACUGAUUAGCAUUUAACCCACUAAUCAAGUCUCUCCUGCCCUCUCUUGUCUCUCUACGAGUACGCAUCUCUCACUAGUGCGUACGAGUACUCCUACUAGUAUCGUCCGUACUAUCCUACUACGCGUACUUGCACCAUUCUACACAACACAUCUACGGUUACUCCGUCCCAGAUAAUUAAAAUCUUCAUUCACCUCCUCUUCUCCUCCCACAAUACUCCCACUCCCACCUCUCUCCACUGGAUUGACACACCGCUACGCCCUCCCCUCUUCGCCCAUCCCUACCUUAGUACCUUAGCCCGCUCCUCCGAGUCGUCCACUGCCGAUCGUUUUUAUCCAGACCUACAAACACUUGCAGUUCCUACUCGACCGUAUCAAAUUCCUCACAACUAGACUUCAACUUUGCAGUACAGUCAUAUACAGUCAUUUGGAUACGAGAAGGUCAGACAAGCUUCGGUCGACGCCUACCUACGCCCACUCAUCCAACAUACGAACAUUUGCGAUUCCGGCUGCCAAUAAUAGAAGCUCUCGCAACGCAACUUACAACUUCAGCUUGCGAAAGAGUUGCCACGGCUUGCUAAGCACCAUUUGACUCUGCCUUUUCUCCGACCCAACCUCAUUCGUAGCUACAGUUAUUCUUCGUCUCAAUUCUUUGACACAUUGAACUUACUCUCGCUCCCAUCCUGAGUCCGAAAUCACAGGCUCAUCCGAAGCAUCUCCAGGAAGCUCUAGCCACUCAGAAAACAUACGUCUGUGAAAUUCAACGCAAUUAGCAGUACUCGUCUAGCAGAAUCAUCGCAUUUAUCGUGGUCCUUGAUCCUCUACACGGAUAGUUUUGCUCUCACCCAAAGACUUCCGGCAGUCAAUAGCGCAUUCCCUAUCGAAAUCCGCAUCCUUCCGGAAUUCCAUAAUCUAUAAUCCAUAUCGCAUACCUCGGGUAGACAUUUGGGAAGGGCGUGGUAGACGCAGCGACAACUACAAUAUCGGAUCAUCGCAUACGUCGUGGGCAAUUUUAGCAGGCAAGGAGGCGUUGGACGUAUUUGGCGAUAAUCGUCCUCGUUCCUCGGAAAGGGAGCUAGUGACUCACAGGCACACUGUCUAAGCUGCAUUACUGUACAGGCCUUGGUUGCCCUACAAGAACGCCAUCAACCCGCUAGAGCAGGCUUUUCCCCAUCGUGCUGUUUGUUUGCUUUCUGGGUACCAAAACAAUACCAGAACCUCAUCAUCAGCGACCAGCAUUGGCUUCUCCGUCACAUUCACACACCCUUCUAACAAGCACCAUCAACUUACCCUGUACAUCUUGAGAGCUUCAUAUUCUCAGUGCCUUAACCACUGCGGAAUUUACGUGCGCCCUUUGUAUUGCUCGCUGCCCUUCACAGGCGUCCAACUUCACUUUGCGCUGGUUGCGCAUCACUAACGGUCACCCAAACAAAGGCGAACCCCCUAAAUCCACCUGCAAAUUCACACCACUCGUCCAAAUUUCGGUGCAUCAUUCUAGACAGCAGGAAUUAAUCCCAGAACACACAUCCUCGCAAUCCCGUCGUCACCAUGUCACUCAUCCAACCAAACCAAACAGGUCAGUCUCCUCUCCUUGUCCUGGCAAUCUAUCUUGGGUGUUCUUGGGCCACCUUGCCGCCUCAACACCAUACCCAGCACCCCAUCCCCACUUAUCAGGGCUAGGACGUAUCAUCUUGUCAAUUGCCCCGUUUCACGCCCAUCCCUAAAUCGCCGUCAUAGCUACUAUAUAGAGCAUGCAUGAACCCGCUGGCUAACAAGACCUGUUUUGCGAAGCAGACUCUCGUUCUUCACCCCCAGCUCUCAACGUCAACCUCUCAUCCAACAACCCCUUUCGCAAUCGUGCUGCAUCACCUGCUUUAUCACCUGCCUUAUCAAACGGUUCCCAACCUCGAUCUCCUUUUGACCCUCCUCCACGACCCGUAUCUCGUAACCCAUUUUUGGAACCAUCUGCUACCAACGUCAUACCACCAGCAGUCGGAUCAGUUGAGAGAAUGGCACCUCCAUCAGAGCCUGCGUCUAGGCAAGCAUUGACUGGCAAUGCAGCAGAACUUUUUGUAUGUCAUCCUGCGCUUCAUAAUUCUGGUACCCCCAUUGAUGCUAUGUGUUGUUGAAUGCUCCAUACUAACUCCUCUCUGCUUAGGAUAAUCUUACACUUGAUGAUAAAUCGUCUGCUAGCAGAACGCCAGCCAGAGGAACGCGCCCACCACAUACAAGAUCAAACACGGAAGGUAGACCAGAAGGUAGACCAGAAGGUAGACCACCACCGCCAUAUAGUUCAGGUAGAGGACGCGGAGAAAAUAUGCCCCCCAGACACCGCAUGACUCGUUCUCAAGAAGAGGCGCUCCGGGCUCGCAAGCCAGGAGCACCCAGACCAUCUCGACCGUCGGAAGAGUUGGAUAUCUUUGCCGACCCUCAACCAUCAGCCAGCAAAUCUGGAGCUCGUCGUGUACGUCGAAAUUCAGAUUCUUCAGUUAUGUCUAAGAAUGGCAGGGCAUUGGAUUCCGAAGACGAAAAACGACGGGCUGAAAGACGAAGACGUGAGCGUGAGAGACGACACCGAGAGAAAGAUGGCAAAGAAUCUUCUUCUAAAGGGAAGAAGCCUGAUCGAAAGUUGGAUGUAAUUGAUAAGUUAGAUGUGACUAGUAUAUAUGGCACAGGAUGUAAGUCGUUCGAAACCGCAAAGUUAACGUCCUUUUUCUGACUUUGGGUAGUAUUCCAUCACGACGGUCCAUUCGACGCAUGCAACCCCCACCGAAACCGAAAAGGUAGCAGCAGAGCUCCUAUGCAAGCGUUCCCUAAGGAUUCAUUGAACAAUGUUCUAGGAGGUGGAGGACCUUUGAACAAGAGACCUGAUCAUGCAACUUUCUUGGGUAAUAACGACGAGGAGGCAUUCAAAGAUUACAGUACCGGCGGACCCGAUAUGAUAAAGACCCACAAAGAUGUGAAUGUUCAUAGUGCUACUACUCGAAUCGAGCCAAUUCAUGGAGAGGAGACCUUGGGUUUGGGAACCUCUACUUUCUUGGAAGGAGCUCCAGCAUCCAGAACUGCAAUGCAGCGACGCGAGAGUGAGACUGCCGCUGCACCAGAGGGAGGCCUUAGUCGCAAAAAGUCUUUGGCGCAAAGAAUCAAGGGAAUCAAUGGACCACGUAGGGAGUAUGGUUCCUCUGGUCGACUCACCAGUCCCGAGGGCAGGAGAUCACCAGGAGUCUCACCAGGAGUAUCCAAAAUCCAUGAAUCUAACCCAUUCUUCGACGAAUUCUCCAAGGGCGACGAUCAGAAGAAGGAAGCUAGUGUCACCGUUGUAGAGCCGGAGAGAAACAUGAGAUCAAGGGCUCCUAGCAACCCACCUCGCGUUGGAUUUGCUGGAAUCGAGAGACGACAAACUGGUGAGGGUCCUUCUGAGCCAAAGACUGGAGGUGGUUUCUUGUCGCGGGUAAAGAGUUUGAAGGGUGGGCCAAGAAAGCCAAAGAACUUGAUCCCAGCCCAAGAGUCAUGAGCUCGUAGUACUGCGAGUAUUUCACCACAUGUAUACCGAGGAGGAAAAGAUCGGGGAUCAUGAUAUCUCGUACUCGUCCUCUUGAUUUCGUUUCGAUCAAGUUUUGCGACUCGGAAGCAAGCCACCUGUAUCGUCUGCGUUGGAUACGAUUUCCUUGAGGCGCAUCGCGCUGGUUCUUGAAAACACCACUUCAUUGUAGAAUUUUAUCCUUUCCUUAUUCUCUCCUUCAGAUCUCGUUCUUCGUGGUGGACACUUUUCUUUGUCUUGUCGAACUUUUCAUCGGGUGCAUUUUCUGGCCUACCGUGGCACACGAAGGCAAAUGACUGGGGAGUUGGCGUACGUUAAGCUUCGUUUCGAUUGUGGAGAUUCUUCAGGACGCGGCUGUAGCGGAGGGAUGUUGAGAGAGAAAGAUGGAGAUGAGAAUACAAGGCAGGUGACUGCCUUUGGAUACCAGAGAAAGAUGGAGGUGUGUGUGAGAAAGAGAGGAGGUGUUUGGAGUUUGUGUAGUUGUGUGUAGUGUGUAGUGGUUGAUAGGGUCUAGUGUGAUAAAUUGAAUUUUUGAUGACCCAAGCCUUUUAAUUCGUUUUUUUUUUAUGGAUGGGCUUAUGGGAUCAGAUAUCUUCUAUCUUAUAAUACUUGCUUGCUACUUGGGGUGUUUUUUUCAUUCCCUUUGCUAUAGUAC